AUGAGCUCCCCUGCGGGUGGCACGGAGCUUGGCGCCGAUUACACGGAUUGGAAUGAGGAAAUCAUGAGUCUGGGGUUCCUCGACUCCUUGUUGCCUGAGCCCACAGGUCCGGCAAUGGCGCCACGUGACGCGACACCAAUCCUGCAACCCGCCAUACCGAUAUCGCUUGUAGCUGGGGAUUCGGUCAAGGACUAUGGAGCUGACCCUCAAGGUUCGUCCGUCGUUACAGGAUGGCAUGUUCUUAGCAAGGAAAGCUUCGAAUUCCUUCUCAACUUUGAAAUGGGUGGUGGCAUCAACCGGGUGUUCAACUUCAUGACCUCCCUAGAGCAGAACUACCAAAUCUUGAACUUUGAAAGUCUCCUCCCGUCAACUAAUUCACUUUAUGACGGUCUUCUAACUGACAGGGAUUUCUGGAAGUCCAGGGAGUCUAGCAGCUCCACAAAAACCGUCGAGUGGCUAUUUGAUCCUUUAUUACCCCAGGCAAAAGCCAUUUGGGAGAAGCUCCUCAAGAAACCCCAGGCUCAUGAAAACGGGAUCUUAUUUGAUGACCAUGACCUCAAUUUCAAUGAUAGAUGUAUUGAAUUCUUCAAUCCACGAAACCUGCGGAGGCUGCUGGAUUUAUACUGGAAGAGAUGGCAUACACAUUGCCCGAUCAUACAUGAGUCCAGUUUUGAUCUCUCUCAGGUCCCGACAGACAUGGUUAUGGUUCUGAGCCUCCUAGGCGCCUUCGUGUCCUUUGAUAAACAGGAGGCUGUAAAGGCCCGACAAUGGCUAGACGCGACUGAGAGUUUACUUUUUUCGACACCAUGGUUAUCGAGACAUGAUUUUGCAAGGCAGAUGGAGCCGCCGCUGACGCGUGAAACAAAACUGAGGUUGAUGCAAACUGCACUCCUUGUAUGCGUGUUGCAAACGUGGGAGGGGACCGAAUCCUCCCGAUCCAGAAUCAGAGAGCUGCGGUACCCUCAUCUUGUACAGGCAUCUCGGGAAGUAGAUUGUCUUUAUCCGGAUAUUGAACACAAGAUGUCGCUGCACAGCUGGAAAGAGUUCAUCCUUGACGAGCAAGUGAUUCGAACGAAAUCUUUCAUCUUCCUGCUUGAUUCCGCUUUCUCAAUCUUUCAUAAUAUGCCUCCUCACAUCACUGUUUCGGAUCUAGCGUUCCCAUUCCCUUACCCCGACCCGUGCUUCCGAGUUCAUAACGGAGAAGCAUUCUGGAAAGCUGUACAGCAGCAUAGUCCAGAUUAUCCGAAAAUAAGGCGAACACAUAUCUGCGACGCCGUCAAAAUGCUUUGCGAUACCGAAGCUUUGAAUACUCUUUCCUGUCCACCGGAAAUGCCAGCAUUGAAUGGGUUCAUUCUCAUUUCAGUGUGCCAGGAGAUGUCCUGCUUUCUCUCCCCAACCACUGUCGCCUCACUUCGUCGUUCCCUGGACAGAUGGCUUCGGAUGUGGAAAUCUGGCUGUCCAUUCAAUUCGCAUUCUAGCAGCGAGAUUUAUUCUUCUCUGGAUCAGCCUUCCGCUUCCACUGGGUUCACUCGGCACUCGUACGAAUACUACUGUUUAGCAUUAGCUAAACUUGAAAUAAUGGGUAAGUCUCCAGAACAGAGGCAUAUUUUGCUUGCGAAUGGGCUUCGCAAGGGCAAUGUUAAGGAUCUCAUCUGGAACUUGAAACGGAUGUCCUCUGCCUAUGUGGAUUAUUCAGCAACGGGAGACUCUCACCCCCAAACAACCGCAGAUUGA
Molecule: messenger RNA, 1734 nt
Organism: Penicillium daleae
Lineage: Eukaryota; Fungi; Ascomycota; Eurotiomycetes; Eurotiales; Aspergillaceae
Product: fungal specific transcription factor domain-containing protein
Exons: 4
Coding region: 1-1734 (577 amino acids)
Biological process (GO): DNA-templated transcription; regulation of transcription by RNA polymerase II
Cellular component (GO): chromatin
Molecular function (GO): RNA polymerase II cis-regulatory region sequence-specific DNA binding; DNA-binding transcription factor activity, RNA polymerase II-specific; zinc ion binding
Source: RefSeq, a predicted model, not a curated record